Lecanosticta acicola is the source of this 3063-nucleotide messenger RNA. Lineage: Eukaryota; Fungi; Ascomycota; Dothideomycetes; Mycosphaerellales; Mycosphaerellaceae. The record is from the annotation of a GenBank genome assembly.
AUGGCCGCGGUGUCCACGCUGCCGCAAGCGAAGCGGCGGAAGGCAGCCGUCUAUGGCAAGACGUCGCGCAAACUCAACUCGUGGAAUAUCAGCGGCUUCGAUCCAGUGGACGACGACGAGCCACCCAAGCUCAAGACAACAGUCCAACGCGCGGUACCUGUGAAGGAAUCCUACCCUAUCCAGAAUCGCGACCAGGAGCCGCACACCCUCAAAUCGAUCAAACGCCGUGAAGAAAAGCAAGACACAUGGGACGUACCGUCUACAGACGAUGGAAGUGAAGAGCUAGCUGUACCAAUACCACAACGUGCACCACGGUCGAAGCUUUCUGCAGACCGCAAGCCUGUGAAUCUGGUUAAAGAUGCCGAUCCGGAAUUAGCACCGUGGGAGAAUAAGAAGAAGACGUCUGCACCGCAGCAGGGCUCAGGCGAACGCCAUCUGAAGAAGCACUCAUCAGCAGCUCAGAAGAAACUGACAACAGAGGCAUCAAAGACAGUCGAAGUACAGAAGGAUGCUGCUGUGUCCAACAUGAACACAAGUAGCCCUUCCAGGCGGAGCCGAGAUAAGGUUGGUUCGCCGGAGAACUGUUCAAGCCCGCAGAAAAGCGCAACGGCGAGACUACAGGCAAGAAAACUGCAGGCCGGUGCCAAUACUCGAGCAGUGCGGGAUGAGCCACAGGUACAGGUUCAUGUCCAAAAGCGCUCGGUUCAGAGCACGGAAGAGCUGGAUGCGCCCCCUGCGAAGAGACCGCGACCAGACACUUCACUGAAAGAUGACACUGUCGACACCGACAUGGAGAACGCACUACCUACCUGCGACAACGAACCCGUGGCUGAGGCCCAGAAUUCCACCGAGGUGGACGUGUUCGACUUCCCGAACGACAAUUCCGACCUCUCUAUGAAACAACCUGUCAACAGACGAAAGCUUCCGCCACAUACGACUCACCGUGGCAAGCUGACCGCAUUUUCACCAAUUCGAAAGAUGGACUCUGCGCCUCCCCGACUUGCCGAGAUGCUGGCAAUGGUUUCAGACACCACUGACGAUCCAUCGCGUUCGUCUUCGCUUUCAAUGAGCAGACCAAGUACCCCCGAGAAAGGUAGUGGCGGCACAUCUCUUACACCUGACGCAGCGGUCAAAUCGGCUGGGAAGAGGAUGCCGAAGCAGACACAGCUAUGGGACCGCUUGCUGACAGAUGACGCAGCAGUGCCCUCGCCAAGUGCACUGCCAAUGGAGGACCUGACCCUCGUAUCCAGAAAAGCAACAAGGAAGACGUCUUCUGUCUCUCGGUCGAUGCCAAAAUCCAGCUCCGAUCUGGGUCCCCGUCGGACGAAGCUCGUAGAUCGCUUGAAGGCGUCGGCACCCUCUGACAGCGAUUCUUCUGGAGACAGCGACGGAGACAGUAGUGAUGUCGAGAUGCAAGGCGACAGUCGAAUUUCGCAAAGCCAGAGUCAAAGCCAGGUUGUGGUGGCAGCUGGACCAAAGAAGACCUAUGCGCAGGCAAGGUCUCACCUCGCGGAAGACAGCUUCGAGGACCAGCUUAUGUUCGACCUGCAAGGAGAAUCGCCAUACAAUCCAAUCGGCGCGACUCGUCGAUCCACCGCGCAAUCGAACAUAAACUCGCAGAAUUCCAAUUCUCAAAAGUCGGCCUUCGACAUGGACGACAGUGACGACGAAGACGCAGGUGGACGAAUGCGGACGAUUCACGAGCUACGAGCUGGCGGUGGCAAUCAGCGCUUCAUGGACAGCAUGGGAGGUCUGCUGGAGGACAUUGCCGAUCAUAACGCGUCUGCUCGCAGUAGGCGUCGCAGCGCAUUGAUCGAAGUCGCCACUAAAUUGGCAGACAAGGCUUUUGCGGAGAAGUUUCUGCGCCAAGGUUACGAGCAGCAGCUGCUCGCUGAGACAUCUGCUGCCCGUGAUGGAAUCGCGGACUUCGCUCUCGCAGCGGCCUUUGCCGUGGUCCUGGCUGUUGAACCUUCAGAGCACGUUGUAUACUCAAUGCGAGACGGCGGUUUACUGAACUGGGUGCAAGGCAUAGUGGAAGACCGUGACGACAUCAAGAAGCUGGCCAAGGAGCGUCGCAACAAUAUGUCUAAGAGCGCGCAGAAUACCCUCUCAAGUUUCGUUACUAAAUUUGCGCAUAAAAAGGAGAUCUGGAAAGAAACGACGCCCGGCACGAUGACACGGCGGAUUGUUGCGCUCAAGGUUUGCGAGCUGCUCAUCAGUCGAGUACGCCGUUUGGGAGACAGAACAGAACUGAUACCGGCCAAGCAUGUCCGGAGCUUUGUGCCUGCGCAAACUGACAUGGUGUCUUUGACCAGCAACAUCCUACCCGCCGAUCUUAGCCUUGCCAUCUCUACGCUGGAGGCAUUGUCAACCACCGCGCUUUCUCUCUCCUGGCCGAAUGAUGUCCUGGAGGCAAUCCGAACGGUUCUUGUGUCGCCUGCACUGAGUCAAAGCCAGUCGCAACACCUGCUGUUCCUGACGUUGCGACUGUGUCUCAACCUCACCAAUGAAAAUGCAAGAAACUGCAAGGUCUUCUGCAAGCCGGACACCGUCCUUUAUCUGUUGCGAUCUAUCACUGAGGGGUUCGCAAAGCUCUAUGCGGAGACAAGCGACGAGCAGCAUACAGUCAACCUGGACUUGCUGGUCCUUUCGAUGGGUAUCCUCAUCAACUUGACAGAGCACAACGACAAAGCGCGCGAAUAUUCGGCGGCUACGGAUGCUAGUGCCGUACUCAGCUCACUGGUUGACGUGUUCCGGCAAGGUCAGAAGCGACUCCUCGAAGCGGAGUCGGUAGAGCAAGGCAUCGCCAACGUCGCUUAUGGGUAUUUGGCGGUUCUGUUGGCCAGUCUCUGUAGCAACAAAGACGCCAAGAGCAUCAUCGCCUUACAUUUGCCCGACAAGAACCUCGGCACCUUAGUCGCAGCCGUGGAAGAGUUCGUGAAACAUCACCAGCGAGUCGAUACGCUGAACUUUGAUGGCGAGGAGGGCAAGGAUGUCUGGAGCGCAUUCACCGAGAAGCUCAAGGGCGUCUUGCAGCGAUUGAAGAUGGUGGCAGGCUCCUAA